Molecule: messenger RNA, 1706 nt
Organism: Lodderomyces beijingensis
Lineage: Eukaryota; Fungi; Ascomycota; Pichiomycetes; Serinales; Debaryomycetaceae
Source: the annotation of a GenBank genome assembly
AUGAAGAGUACGUAAGACACCCCGAACUCACACCUUCAUUGUUACGAUUCUUUUAGUUUUUCCAAAUAUAUACUGAUGAUCCGCUAGAGAAAAUCCCCAAGCUUACCAAAAAGCAACAGUCGGCUUCCAAAACAGAAUCAACCACGACGCAGCCGGUGACUGCUGAAGACAUCUUGGAGCAAGGGUCGCUAGAUGAAGAAAGUGGAGAUAGAUGGCUUGGCUCCGACGUAUCCAAAGCAUUGCGCUUUUACCAAAAGGCCUAUUUAUCGUAUCAACAAUGCAUCAGAUUGAGCUCGACGAGCAAUCCCGAUGCAUACUACAAUCUAUGUCGGUUGACAUUGGAGGUGUAUUUGCUAUUCAAGAACAAUGACGGGUUAGACGUGGAGACGUUGGAGAAUGUCGACGAGGUUAUCUUUGCUCAAGAUUCCGUAGUUCAAGAACUAUCGCAGAUUUACGACUUGCAUUUUAAAUGCUUAGAGAUAUUGCAACCAUUGGGUGACUUGCUGUCGGAUUUGGUUUUCAAUACCAUUGCCGUUUGCGUUGAGGCAUUGGAGUCUGACCAGUCCAAAAAUGGCGGUGCGAGUUAUGAAGAAAUUUGCGCUGUGUUCAGCAAAGCUUGGGUGCUUUUGGAAAUGUUGGUGCAAAGACAGGUGCUGGAGUUGGAGAAUUUCGUUGAGGAAUUGGCAAAAAUCACAGACACCCGGCCGCAAGGCUCCGACACCGACACCAACAACAGCGCGCCCCAGCUGGGGCAAAAGGAAGAAGAGUAUGAAAGUGAAGAAACUACCCAGCCGGUGGACUUGUACGAGACCAUUGUGCUUGGACACCGGUUGGUUCAAGCUCUAUAUGAGAGUUCAGACAGGGACCAAGUUGAAAACUCGCGAAAUCUACUGAGCCUGUGUCUUGAAUUGAUGAACGGCGUAACGCGCGUGCUAACUCAAUCGUUCAGCGCACAGGCAACCGACAAGAACAGUAUGCUUGAGAAUAUCAGUGAAGAACAGUUGUCUAGUUUGGCAAUCUCCCACACGAGCCUCGCGGUGUUGAGUCAAAAUGACGUCCUGAGAGCGGUUGAAAUGUGGCAGCUGUCGCCCAUCGCCAAUACUGCCGAAAAAUACAUGGUCGCGUCGGAUAACGUCCAGACACUAUUAGAGCGAAACGAGGUGGGAUUGGAUAAAUUAAUAAUCUUGGGACCCCAGGAACCCCAGGACGCUGGCAAGCAGUUGUUUUGGCAGGCGUUGAAGUUCCAAAAUGCAACCCUCCAAUCAGCUGAGGCUCAACUUUCUGAAACUUUAGCUGCGAAACGAAAAGCACCACUGGGGGUCGAGUUAGGUAUUGGGUCAAUAAUAGUCCAAAUUGCCGGUUUGAAAAUAGCUCGAGCCGAUAUCAAUUUUCAAAUGAGCCGCAUACCUGAUUUCCCUAACUCGGCAUCUCACGCGUCUCAAUUGGUGCAAAAUGUCAAGAUUUUGCUUAAAGCAGCUGCCAACUUGGCCAAUACCAGUGGCGGUUUGCGUGAGAGACAAACGGAAAAGAUUAAUCGAGACACGAAAUUGAGCGAAGCCAUAUUCAGAUUGUGUUUGAUUGAAGGAAAGAGCAGCAUAGACGAGUUGGACCAGAUAAUGACGCGGCCCCGAUGGAUCAAGCAGGUGCCAGAGAUCAGGAACUUGGGCUACUAUGAUUCACUCAUUGCCCAUUUGCCAGCGGAGUGA